CGUUGAAAAAAAUAAAACAUCGGUAAUUGUUAUUGUUAGCUUGUUAGCUAGCAGUCGAACUGGUGAAUGGAGAUAUGACAGAGUAAUAACGUCUUAUUACAUGUGCGCGAUUAAGUUAUUACAAACGUAAAGUGAUGGAGGACGGAAACAGGACUGAUGCUGCUUCCACAUCCAAGAGUCACGCAGGCUCACUCCACCUGCAGACUCCCAAAAACGAGGACACCUAUGAAAUUGCUAUCCCCUAUGAGGAGAGCAACUUUGAGCAGCAAGGAUUUUUCAACCAGAGCGAUCAGAAUUUUGAUGAGUCGCCCCCAUCUGCUGGCCCGUCUCCUGUAAACAACUCAUACAUGGUGAUCACCAACCUGCGGACGCAGCUACAAAUCUCUCUGGAGAAAAAUUCUUGGCUGCAGAAAAGAAUUGAAGAUUUGGAAGAGGAGAGGGACUUCCUUCGUUGCCAGCUGGACCGCUUCAUCUUCUCCACGAAGAGCCAGGGACAGGAGCAGAGUCAGAGCCAGUACAGUAACGGUUAUGAAUCCAGACGAUUCAACUGGAGGGUAAGAAGAGAGGAAGAUCGUCCUGUUGAGCAACAGAAGUCGGAGUCGCAGCAUUUCCCCUCACGUCAGUUUAUCCAACGAAGGUCUGGCCCUCCAACCAUGGUGCCUUCCAAAAACAAUGUCUCCAAUCCUCUAACCAAUCAGCUUGCAUCUAUUAAUGCUUUGUUUAACUCUACACAAUCCCAAGCCCUCUUGCAAGGCCAUAGCCAUAAUACUCCCAAUACCACUGCCAGCGGGAGCAGCAGCAACAGCAACAGUGCCACAAGGUCAUCAAUGAAUGAAAUGAGUGGACAUAGCAACAUAGGUCCAGAUUCACUUUCACUCUUGGGAGAAUCUGAUGAAUACUUGGAGCAGGACGGCUUUCUUGAGGAGGAGGAAAUGAUAUCAGGGGAAGAUGUGAUGCAGGAUACCAUCAACAGCAACAGACACCAGCUAAAGAGAAGGCGGGUCUUCCGAGCACCUAGAGAGCGGCAGAGAGUGAAAGAUGCUGCUGGAGUGCUGUUUCGCUACAAGAAGAUCCUGCUUACAUACCAGCGUCUGAAAAAUAUGUCCAAAGCCUUCCAAAUCCACGGUGUGGACCGCAACACGGUGGCUUCCACCACACCCAUCGCUGAGCUGCUACUGGUGGCCCCAGAGAAGGUGGCAGAGGUGGGCGAGUUCGACCCAUCCAAGGAGAAGCUGCUGGACUACGCCCGGCGCUGCUACACUGCCCUGGAUGAGGAGACACUUAGCAGGGUGCAGGCCCUGAAGAAGAAUAACCUGCUCCUGCCCAUCUCCUACAGGUUUAGACACUGAGGACAGGAGGACAGAGGAAUGGGACGUCUCUCUGGAAAACAGUGGAACUGACGGUUCGGUAUUCAGCUCACCUCCGAGCACAGAGACAUCUGGAGGCUUGAGGAAUUAUAUCUCAGCGUCCCGGGUAUGGCCAAGUAAACUGCGGCUGAGAUCCUUGAUUUCCAGACAGACACUUUUCACAUCUCACUUUUAUUAUCAAUAGGAUGUCAGUUUCUUUGACAAAUCCAUCACCAUCGUUCCAAGAACACUGAGGACGUGGGAGUGUCUGCUGCAGCCGGAAAAGGGAAAAAAACAUGAUUCUCAGUGCUAUAAGAGCAAACAUGACACGUCUGUGAGCUUUAGUGAGUAAGAAUGUGUCUUUACUAUUGUGAUUAUAGAGGAGAUUCUUCAGCUCUUCAGUGAGUGUAAACCAAUUUAACUCGUUCAUGUUUUAGCCUCAGUGUCUGCAGACACACAGACUUUUUCUUUCCUGCACAUCGGGGUCGGCUUGUGGUUAGUCGCUCAUUAAAUGAUUAUCUCGAUUGUUUCAGUUCCUGACAUUUCAAAUAUUUCUUAAGUAUAGCAAUUUUUAUCACUUUAUUUGUGUGCAAUUUUGACACAGUUCUAAAAAUAUGGUAGCGUUCAAUCACAAUGUCUUUGUAUUUUAAAAUCAUAUUGCACUUAAUAGAUUUUAUAGAGUUAUACUGUACUUUUAAAAAAAACCUGGUCAUUUCAUCGUGUUUAAAUUGUUCUGUUAUUUUAUUGUAUUUUUUAUUUUUGGCAUUGUCAUUAUAUCAUCAACCAUUUUCACUUGCCUUAAUGCGUCUUUUGCAAUUUCCUCGUGUGAAACAAGCAACCGCUUUGGUCCACUUUCAGUCCCUGAGCACCCUGAGGAGAAGAGCUCUUUAUCAGACAAACCUGUUUUGACUUUCGGCCUUCAUCAAAGUCAUGAAGGCCACAAGCCGAAACACGUGAGUCUAAUAAAGUUGUUCUCAAAACUACAAGUGUUGCUGGAGCUCUUUGACCUCUUCAAGACUUUCCUCCUUCUCCAUGCACCUUUGAAGUUGGUGAAGUUGUGCCAGAAACCCUCACUCUGCUUCCACCCUGAGGAGAAGGACACAUGCGAACAUGAACUGACUAUAGAAAAGAUUAGUCCAGUGUUAUGUGGUGCAGAUGCAUUUUUGUCAGAGACAUACUUCUUGCAUCAUGUUUCACUUGUUUUUAGUUAAAAAUCAAAGACAGAUGCGUAUAGUAUGUUGGUGAUAUUGUAUGUGUUUGACUCAUAAUGACACCUGUUGGUUUUUGGGCCCAGAUUUAACAACAACACUGCUGCAUUACUCUGUUAUUCCACUGAGGGUUGUAUUGACCCUUUUUGUAAAUGAUCUGCACUAAAUUACAUUAAAUGUCACUUCUUAUGCUUCUGGUA
Plectropomus leopardus (leopard coralgrouper) is the source of this 2754-nucleotide messenger RNA. It is a transcript of the gene ccdc106a, whose product is annotated as coiled-coil domain containing 106a. The record is from RefSeq and is a predicted model, not a curated record. Lineage: Eukaryota; Metazoa; Chordata; Actinopteri; Perciformes; Serranidae. Gene Ontology annotation, cellular component: nucleoplasm.